AUGAAACAAAUCCUCAGAUUAUUUAUUGUACUCGCAUUCAUCGUUGUGAUGGUAACUCCAAUGGUCGUAAAGCGUCAAUCGGCAUGCCCAACAAAAGACAAUACAACUGACCAACCCGAUCCAUCCUCCGAUUCAGAUACUUUUCCAACGGCCAAUGAUGACGCUUACAGGAUACAAAAUAAUUUAGAUGCCUUUAUUAGAGCAAGUUCUCGUCAAAAGACUAUCAAGGAAUCAGUAUCUCAGGUGGUUAAUAUGAUCAAAGAUCUUGAUAAAAUUCGUUCUGGUAGUUUUGAAAUUAUUCAUAUAUUUGCUCAAAUAUUUCCGGGAACUUCCCUCAUUGGUAAACAUCCUUCACGUGAUACAUCUACAAAUUAUUAUCCUCAUCUUUUUGCUUGGAAUAAUUUAAUUGACUGUAAAGAAGUAUGUAUUAUCGCAGAUACUGAAAGUGAUAAGGUAGAAAAUGUAGAUAUUACAACAGGCAAGCUUCAUUAG
Messenger RNA from Funneliformis geosporum, 492 nucleotides. The record is from the annotation of a GenBank genome assembly. NCBI's taxonomy places the organism in Eukaryota, Fungi, Glomeromycota, Glomeromycetes, Glomerales, Glomeraceae.